Doryrhamphus excisus (bluestripe pipefish) is the source of this 4219-nucleotide messenger RNA. The record is from RefSeq and is a predicted model, not a curated record. NCBI's taxonomy places the organism in Eukaryota, Metazoa, Chordata, Actinopteri, Syngnathiformes, Syngnathidae.
UACAGUAUCUACCUACAGUAUCUACCCACCUACAGUAUCUACCUACCGUAUCUACCCACCUACAGUAUCUACCUACCUACCGUAUCUACCUACCUACCUACCGUAUCUACCCACCUACCUACAGCAUCUACCCACCUACAGCAUCUACCCACCUACAGUAUCUACCUACCUACCUACCGUAUCUACCCACCUACAGUAUCUACCUACCCACAGCAUCUACCUACAGUAUGUACCAACUUACAGUCCCUACCUACAAGGUGACAUGAUCCACGCUGUAAGAAGUCACGCUGUGUCAUGAAUGCACCACGGAGGGAGUGGCCCCAUGCUGACUGUGAAGGUAAACGUAGACCAGUCCAACUGAACGGGGGCCUUGCGUAUUAGGAGAUCAAUAUUGUGCGCCAAGAACAACGGCGGACAAGGUGAGCAUGUUCUUCUGCUGUGGACACCCGUGAAGAACCCGUACCAACCACUGGAACCAACUUCCACUCGGGCUUCCACCCACCCGAGACUUCAACACAGAGCUAGUUUAUUCCAGCACACAUGCUGAUGGACCUUACCGUCCAUCGUCCUGCUUCUUCUCAGCUACAUGCCACCAUGAUGCCACCAUGCCACCAUGAUGCCACCAUGAUGCCACCAUGCCACCGUGAUGCCACCAUGAUGCCAGCUACCAUCACGCCUGCAUUCAAGUGCUGUUUCCAUUUAGGAUAAGAUGCUGAUUGUGUCCUGUAGGGGGCGUGCUUGCUAGCCACCAUCACACAGACAGGAAGCCAACACACACACAAUCAAAUCAAGGUGCCCUUACACUAACAAACCUCCUGGAUCCUUGUGUGUGUGUGUGUGUGUGUGUGUGUGUGUGCGUGUGUGUGCGUGUGUGUGUGUGCGUGCGUGUGGGCGGGCGUGCAGACAUGAUUUCAUCCGAGGGAGCCUGGGCUGGAGAAUGAGAAUGAGAGGCAGAGGCAACAGUGUGUCAGUGGAUCAGUGGAUCAGUGGACGAGGACGAGUCACGGCAAACUCAAACCGAGGACCUGACACACCUUGACCUUCUUCUUCAUCUCAACUCAACACGUGCAUCUCCAUGGCAACGCAUGCGUGUCUACUACUCACCAUGUGCGUGUUUGUGUGCGCGGCGUCUAACGUGGACACGUCCUUCCCGCUGCUGAAGACCGGCACAGGUGGAAGCCUGUUUGGACUUUCUGUCGCUUUGCAUCCUGAUCUCAAGACGCACCGGUUCCUACUAUUGGUCGGAGCUCCCAGAGAGAAGGCGGAGCCCAAUGUGGCCGCCAAUCACACAGGGGGCGUGUACAGCUGCCCAAUCACUGCCAACCAGUCAGACUGCAGCAGGAUGUUGCUGAUCAACCCAGACCUGAACGCAUCCGAGGACCUGGUGGAGGACAUGUGGCUUGGUGUGUCGCUGGCCAGUCAGGGGGCUCCUGGGGGGCGGGUCCUGGCGUGCGGCCAUCGCUUCACCAAGGUUUACGGCGCGUCCCAACUCAGACACAUGAUCGGUCGCUGUUACCUUCGUGGCAACGACCUACAGUACCACGACACAGACCAUCACUGGCAGAACCCCGAGCAGGUCUGCAGUCACCUGGGCGACGUCAGCACGGAGGUCAUGUGCAACAUGGGAAUCUCCGCCACCAUCACUCAAAGCGAGGUCAUCGUGGGCUCGCCCGGAAGUUACCAAUGGCAAGGAAACGUCCACGUCUCCUGGAUGAACCCCCAUCUUCUGUUCGACACCAGAAGGAGCUCCUUGAGCAACCUGCAGCGCAGGAACAUCUACAUAGGGUAUUCAGUCUGCCAGGCUCGGGCUCUUCUCUCUCUGGAUGAAGACACCAUCGUGACAGGAGCACCUAAAGACACCAAGGAGGACGCUCGUGGUUCCGUGCUGCUGGUGCUCAAACAGCCAGGCUCGCUGACCGUCGGCCAGACGCUACGAGGAGAACAGACGGGUUCCUACUUUGGGAAUGCCGUGGUGACCUCUGACCUUGACAACGAUGGGUGGAGGGACCUGCUGGUGGGCGCUCCAUUCUACUUCCAGCGGCAGCAUGAAGAGGGCGGGGCGGUUUACCUCUACAAAAACGCAGGGGGUCGCUUUGACUCCCGACCCACCGUGGUGCUGAAGGGACCGGCCGGUUCGGCCUUUGGAAUGUCACUGGCCGCCGCCGGAGACCUGAACCAAGACGGCUUCCAGGACUUUGCAGUGGGAGCGCCGUUCCACGGAACAGGAAGCGUGAUGAUCUUUAGCGGGAGCAGAGACGGUGUGCCUACGGAACCGAGUCAGGUGAUCACAGGAAGCAGCGUGUCUCCUCGCUUCACAACCUUUGGAUUCUCCCUGUCGGCCGGCCUCGACGUGGAUGGGAACGGAUACCCAGACCUACUGGUGGGAUCUUUGGACGACACCGUGGCACUGCUCAGGACUCGUGCCGUCAUCCACCUCAGUAAAACCAUAAGAGCGACUCCGGGCAUCGUGGAACCCAGCGGCUGCGAAUUCUGUGUUCAGGUGGAGGUGUGUUUCUCCGUCACGUCCAACAUCGUCACGUCAAACCCAAACAUUAACGUCCGCUUCACUGUGGCCGCUGAUGUCACCAGCCUCAAGCCCCGCCUCCGUUUCUACGAGGGCGGGCAGAGUGUGUACUCGGGCGUCACGCUGGUGCCCGGACGUCGGUGUAAAAUGUUGAAAGUUGGCCUUCAGAGUCCAAUCCGGGACCACGUGGAACCGCUGGUCUUCUCACUUAACGCGUCUCUGCACCACAAGCAGCCCAAGAAACAAGACCUUGUCCGGGACCUGAGGUCCUUCCCGGUUUUGAGCCGGAUCCCCCAGCCGAUCAGGACGCAGGUCCACAUCCAGAAGGCCUGCGGUUCUGAUAACCGCUGCCACAGUAACCUGCAAAUGACGGCCCGGUUCACAGACGUGCACCAGAACCCGCUGCCCGUGUGGGCGGGUCGUCAGGUCUGGUUCUACCACGGCAGAGUUGAGCGACUGCUUCUGCAGGUCAACGUCAGCAACGUAGCAUCACCACGGCGACCAGCAGAGGACGCUCACAACACGGUUUUGAACAUCAGCAUCCCGCCCUCGCUGGUCUACUCCGGAGUCCGAACUAAGGGCGGGGCCCAGGAAGUCCGGUGCGGUGCAGACGGUUCGGUUCAGUGCGAGCUGGGGAACCCAUUGAGAAGCAACUCCACGGUUCAAGUGUGGAUCAUAUUCCAGCCUUCCCAGAUCACCUCAGACACCGCAGAGAUCCAGACGGUGCUGCAGAUGUCCACGCUCAGCGAGCAGACAGACUUGUCUCCAGUCCUGGUCUCCAUCGCGGUCAACUACUCGCUGGACAUGACCCUCACGUUGAGCCGGCAGCCGGGGCCCGUCUUCUUCGGGGGUCACGUGGUCGGCGAAUCAGCGAUGAGGACGACAGAGGACGUGGGCAGUCCGCUUGUCUUCACCUUACAGGUCCAUGUGGGGGGGGGGCCACUCGGUCGCCUGGGUAACCUGGAGCUGGCAUUCGAUUGGCCGAGUGAGCUGUCCAACGGGAAGCGUCUACUCUACCUGGCAGAGAUCAUGGUCAGCGGCACCUCAGAACCUCACUGUGUUCCGUCAGGCAACGUGAUCGACCCCCUCCACUUGACGGUAACCAUGACAACGUUAGCAGAGGACCAGGGGGGCAGGAGGGGGAGGCGGAGUCCGGAGGAGGACGUGAAGCGGGACGGGUGGUCAGAAGAGAGUCCACCUGUCCCUCACCUGCAGGCUCAGGAGAAGUCUUACGUGCUGGACUGCAUGCACGGGGCCAGGUGCGUCCACUUUGUGUGUCCGCUGGUCCAGGUCUACAACAGCGCGUCAGUGACGCUGCGAGCCCGACUGUGGAACUCCACCAUGUUGGAGCACUUCAUGGACGCCAGGAAGGUGGUGCUCCGAGGCCGCGCCACUCUCAGGGUGUACACGGGAGGAGCCGACGUCAGCAUGGAUGCCCCCAGCACAGAGAUGGCGGUCCAUGUCUAUCCGGACCUCAAGCAGCGGGUGGACACCAGCGCCCUCGUGUGGGUCAUUCUGGUGUCGGUCCUGGCCGGGGUGGCACUGCUGGCUCUGAUCUGCCUGCUGCUGAAGGAGUGCGGCUUCUUCACAAGACCAGCGGUCGUGCAGCAUCAGGGGAGGAUCGUUCGCAAAGACCACGCCAUCGGUGCUAAGACCACGCCCAAACACUGGGUCACCUGGACCGCCAUGCACUGA